Messenger RNA from Marmota flaviventris (yellow-bellied marmot), 748 nucleotides. RefSeq names its product NK3 homeobox 1 (gene Nkx3-1). The record is from RefSeq and is a predicted model, not a curated record. Gene Ontology annotation, molecular function: RNA polymerase II cis-regulatory region sequence-specific DNA binding; DNA-binding transcription factor activity, RNA polymerase II-specific. Lineage: Eukaryota; Metazoa; Chordata; Mammalia; Rodentia; Sciuridae. Gene Ontology annotation, cellular component: nucleus. Gene Ontology annotation, biological process: cell differentiation; regulation of transcription by RNA polymerase II.
AUGCUCCGGGCUCCCGAGCCGCGGCCGGGCGAGGCGGAGGCGGCCGGCUGCAGUCCGCGGGCCGCGCCGCCCACGCAGUCCAAGCCGCUAACCUCCUUCCUCAUCCAGGACAUCCUGCGGGACUGCCCCGAGCGGCGCCGCGGCCAAGCCGGUCACCCGCAGCCACCGUCCGGGCCGGACCCAAGGCGCGACCCUGAGCCUGAGCUCGAGGCUGGAGGAGAAGGAGGCCGCGCCCGGGCGCCUGCGGAGCCGCUGUGCGCCGGGCCCUGCGCCGCUCCGGGGGAGGCCGAGACGCUGGCGGAGUCCGAGCCAGAUAGUCACUUUGAGACUUAUCUCUUGGACUGUGAGCACACUUCAGGCGCCUUACCAAGCCUUUCCCAGACCCCCAAGCAGCCUCAGAAGCGCUCCCGAGCUGCCUUCUCCCACACUCAGGUCAUUGAGUUAGAGAGGAAGUUCAGCCAUCAGAAGUACCUGUCUGCCCCCGAAAGGGCUCACCUGGCCAAGAACCUCAAACUCACUGAGACCCAAGUGAAAAUAUGGUUCCAGAACAGACGCUAUAAGACUAAACGAAAGCAGCUGUCUUCAGAUCUGGGCGACUUAGAGAAGCCCUCCUCCUUACCAGUCCUGAAGGAGGGGGGCUUCUCCAGGGCCUCCCUGAUCUCCAUGUAUAACAGCUACCCUUACUACCCCUACCUUUAUUGCCUGGGCAGCUGGAGCCCUGCUCUCUGGUAACGCCAGCUCAGAGGAC